AUGCUUCGUGGCGCUGCCGGGCUUGCGUUUGCGAUGGGGGCCGCGACGGCCUCCUUCCGCAGCGGCACGUACAUUUGUGAUACGUGGAACGCGUGGAACUGCUUCCCGACCGUCCCAACGAUCGUGCGCUGGAGCGACAACGGCAUCGACGUCGAGUGCAUGUCGACCGACGGCAAGACGUGUUUACCGACGACGACGCCCGACGCUUGCAUCCAGCAUGACAGCGCCGCCAACGCGGCCGCCCUACGCUACGCUGGCGCCAACCACCAAUGUGGCGAAAGCAUCCACAGCGUCGCCGACUGUGGCCAAGCCCCGAGCCGCGAGAUCUACGACGACGCUCUGUUAAUCACGCGCCUCCCCAACCCGGAACCGGUGGUCGACCCGGAACUGGUGCACUACGAACGGGCGACGGAAGAGUGCUUUGUCACUGCAAGUGCAAUGGCCGCUCACGAUGCCGUCGCCCAAAAAUCCAGCAGCUGCUGCGCCUUGAGCGCGAGCGGCCUCGCGGCGUGGCUCACCGACGGCCAGCGCAGGCCCGUGCCCAUGCGCACGUAGAACCGUGGUAAACCAAGAGCAUUAAACGUGCACUCACUAAUCUUCAAGGCGUCGUGUGCGUUUCAAUCGAUGGAACAAGUGGUGCCACCCCUCGCCGGACUUUCUACUCAUAUUU
Messenger RNA from Saprolegnia parasitica CBS 223.65, 670 nucleotides. RefSeq lists its product as hypothetical. Bases 1 to 555 code for a protein of 184 amino acids. The transcript has 4 exons. Lineage: Eukaryota; Oomycota; Saprolegniomycetes; Saprolegniales; Saprolegniaceae. The record is from RefSeq and is a predicted model, not a curated record.